GCCUCCGGCUCGUACGUAAUUUCCCGCCACUUGUUCCCAAAAUAAAUUGUGGCAGAAUGAUUUGGUUUCUACAUUCUAGUAAGAAUCUAAGAUCAACUGGAGUGGAAUGAAAAAAAAAUCGUCUGUCUUCAUCUGGAAAUGGCGAAUAUCAAGAUGCGUCUCUUCUCACUUUGGCUGUUGAGUCUUUGCAGUGCAACACUUGGGGAACUGCCCUUCGCCCCUGGGUCAUGCUCGCAGAAAUGUGAAAGUCAGGCGAACGUAACGGAAGAGAAUUUGCUUCCUUGCUCGUGCAGCUCAAGUUGCGCAUUCUACAAGGACUGCUGCUUUGACUCUCGCCAUCGAAGAGUAGAUGUGAGCGCAAUAACGGUAUCUAAGAUGUGUAUUUCCUUGUCGAAGAGAGGCAGAUUUCUCGCCAUCUCAGGAUGCCCCAGCAACUGGUCGGGGUCUAGCCAGUUCUGUAGCGAAAGCAUCGGUCACUUGCCACCUGUGACGAGCACCACGUCCGGGAUCACUUACGCAAACCUCUACUGCGCGGUCUGCAACGGGGAUGGAGAGAAGCUGACGACGUGGAACGUAGAACUCCGAUGCUGUCCUGAACAUGAAGGUUUAGAUGGUCGCCAUUAUGUUUACAGAAGAGGUUACCAGUGGAGCAAAGUUGACAAUCACAGAAAAUGUCUGUGCAAUUAUGUUUCUCACUACAAUGAUGCUAGCUUCACUAACAGCUUGGAGCUCAGAUCCUGCGAUAGAAGUCGAGAAAUUUCAAGAUGUUCCUCUUCUUGGCACAACGAUACAGUUAAAGAACUGUGCAAGGCGUUUGUGGACUCUGUUUACAUUGGCGAAAGGAUCUACAGAAACAUUUACUGUGGCCAAUGCAACUAUGAAAGACUGGACCGAGCCAAAUGCAUGCCAACUAUUGUAGAGCGCAAGCUUUCAGAAGGUUCGGAUAUGGCUAGUAUCUUCGAGUAUUGUACGAAUCACCACUUGAGCAUUUGUUUGCAUUAUUUCGAUCAUUUAAAUAGAGGGAAAAGCUACACUUUUUCUAGUCUGCUGAACAUAAGAGAAGAAGGUUGUAUACCUCCCUCUGGAAAACGCUGCUGCACUGGUUUUAGGUACGAUUUCAAAACCAAAAGGUGUCGAGAGCUUGUGCGAAGCAAUAAACGCCGUAUUAAUUUUUAGAUUUCAAAUUUGUGCUCAAUCAAUUACCAUUUGUAUAAAGUUAGUAUUGAUAAUAAAUCAAAAUAUUGUGAAACUUUUAUGAAAUAA
Messenger RNA from Argiope bruennichi, 1263 nucleotides. RefSeq lists its product as uncharacterized. Lineage: Eukaryota; Metazoa; Arthropoda; Arachnida; Araneae; Araneidae. The transcript has 4 exons. The record is from RefSeq and is a predicted model, not a curated record. The coding region runs from base 139 to 1176 and encodes 345 amino acids.